Molecule: messenger RNA, 6476 nt
Organism: Oryzias melastigma (Indian medaka)
Lineage: Eukaryota; Metazoa; Chordata; Actinopteri; Beloniformes; Adrianichthyidae
Gene: cadpsa
Product: Ca2+-dependent activator protein for secretion a
Exons: 31
Coding region: 360-4244 (1294 amino acids)
Biological process (GO): dense core granule exocytosis; synaptic vesicle exocytosis; positive regulation of exocytosis
Cellular component (GO): glutamatergic synapse
Source: RefSeq, a predicted model, not a curated record
CUCGUGGACACGCGCAGACGCUCAUCCUCAUUUGCGUGUUUCUUCCUUGAGACGAUAGGCGGCGGGCUUCAAUUUUGAAAGGCGCUCGUGCUGGGUUCCGGUCGCGCGUGAGCUCAGCUGGAUCAUCAGGUGGUCGCGGAUGCGUCCACAGGUGUCGGGUUUCAGAACAGCGGUCAGCACCGCGCCCUGCCUCCCCGCGCACCAUUUCCUGCCCCCCUCCCGCGGGGACCGAAGCCGCCUCCUUCCUCUGGUGAGCAGCUCCUGAGAUUUCUCCCUCUGGGGGGGCUCCCUGCGAAGCGGCUCGGCAUCAUUUGCCCCCCCCCGCCAGAACAGCAGGUGUAAUCACCUAAAAAAGCAGCAUGUUGGAUCCGUCUUCCAGCGAGGAGGAAGGGGAUGAAGUCCUCGAGGUGGAGCGCAAAGAGGCGCCAAAGAGCGGCGGGGCUGCGCGGUUGUCGCCGGCCCGAGGAGCCGACGGCCGCGGCGGCGCGGGGGUGCAGUCUCGCGGCCGCGGGGCCCCCUCCGCCCGCCCCAUAAGCCCGAGCCCGUCGGCGGGCAGCGACAAGGAGAAGGAGGACCUGGAGAAGAUGCAGAGGGAGGAAGAGGAGAGGAAGAAGAGGCUCCAGCUGUACGUGUUUGUGAUGCGCUGCAUCGCCUAUCCGUUCAACGCCAAGCAGCCCACGGACAUGGCCCGGAGGCAGCAGAAGAUCAGUAAACUGCAGCUGCAGACCAUCAAGGAUCGUUUUCAGGCUUUCCUCAACGGAGACACUCAGAUUGUGGCUGACGAGGCCUUCAUCAAUGCAGUCCAGAGCUACUAUGAGAUCUUCCUGAAGAGCGACCGCGUGUCCCGGAUGGUGCAGAGCGGCGGCUGCUCGGCCAGCGACUCCCGGGAGGUGUUCAAGAAGCACAUAGAGAAGCGCGUGCGCAGUUUGCCCGAGAUCGACGGCCUCAGUAAGGAGACGGUGCUGAGCUCUUGGAUGGCCAAGUUCGACACCAUCUACCGAGGCGAAGAAGACCCCAGGAAGCUCCAGCAGAGGCUGACGGCCAGCGCCGCCUCCGAACUCAUCCUGAGCAAGGACCAGCUGUACGAGAUGUUCCAGGGCAUCCUUGGCAUCAAGAAGUUUGAGCACCAGCUCCUGUAUAAUGCCUGCCAGCUGGAUAACCCAGACGAGCAGGCAGCUCAGAUCCGCAGAGAGCUGGACGGCCGGCUGCAGAUGGCAGAUCAGAUCGCUCGGCUUGGAGGACGGUUCCCACGAUUUGCCUCCAGAGAGAUGGAAGCCAUGUUCAUUGAGGAGCUGAGGUCCUCAGUCAACCUGCUGAUGGCCAACCUGGAGAGCAUGCCGGUGUCCAAAGGAGGAGAGUUCAAGCUGCAGAAGUUAAAACGGGGCCACAACACCUCCAUCAUGGACAUGGGUCAGGAGGACGAGAGCACCCUGUCCAAGUCUGACGUGGUGCUGUCUUUCACUCUGGAGGUGGUGAUCAUGGAGGUGCAGGGGCUGCGGUCGUUGGCUCCCAACAGGAUCGUCUACUGCACCAUGGAGGUGGAGGGGGGGCACAAACUGCAGACAGACCAAGCUGAAGCAUCCAAACCCACUUGGGGCACCCAGGGGGACUUCACCACCACCCAGCCGUUACCUGCAGUGAAGGUGAAGCUGUUCACUGAGAGCACUGGGGUUCUGGCGCUGGAGGACAAGGAGCUGGGCAGAGUCGUCCUUCAUCCAACACCCAACAGCGCCAAACAGUGCGAGCUCCACAAGAUGAGCGUCUCCAAAGGAUGUUCAGAUGAGCUCAAGAUCAAACUGGCCAUCCGUAUGGACAAACCCCAGAACAUGAAGCAUUGUGGGUACCUCUGGGCCAUCGGCAAGAACGUGUGGAAGAGAUGGAAGAGGCGGUUCUUCGUGCUUGUUCAGGUGAGUCAGUACACCUUUGCCAUGUGCAGCUAUAGAGAGAAGAAGGCGGAGCCUGUGGAGCUUCUUCAGCUGGAUGGUUACACCGUGGACUACACCGACCCGCAGCCAGGUCUGGACGGCGGUCGGACCUUCUUUAACGCCGUCAAAGAAGGAGACACUGUGAUCUUUGCCAGCGAUGACGAACAGGACCGGAUCUUGUGGGUGCAAGCCAUGUAUCGGGCCACGGGUCAGUCCCACAAACCGGUGCCGCCCACCCAAGUCCAGAAACUCAACUCCAGGGGGGGCACAGCGCCACAGCUGGAUGCCCCUAUAUCUCAGUUCUAUGCUGAUCGCGCGCAGAAACACGGCAUGGACGAGUUCAUCUCAGCAAACCCCUGCAACUUUGACCAUGCUUCACUGUUUGAGCUUCUGCAGCGCCUCACGCUGGACCACAGGCUCAACGAUUCCUACUCCUGUCUGGGCUGGUUCAGUCCCGGUCAGGUGUUCGUCCUGGACGAGUACUGCGCUCGCUACGGCGUUCGAGGCUGCCAUCGCCACCUGUGCUACCUGAGCGACCUGCUGGAGCGGGCAGAGAACGGAGCCAUGAUUGACCCCACCCUGCUUCAUUACAGCUUUGCCUUCUGUGCCUCCCACGUGCAUGGAAACAGCUCCUGUUCGUCUUUCAGGCCUGAUGGUAUCGGCACAGUGACCAUAGAGGAGAAGGAGCGCUUUGAGGAGAUCAAAGAGAGGCUGCGGGUGCUCCUGGAGAAUCAGAUCACACACUUCAGGUACUGCUUUCCGUUUGGACGGCCGGAAGGAGCUCUCAAGGCAACCCUGUCUUUGCUCGAAAGAGUUUUGAUGAAAGAUAUCGUCACUCCCGUCCGACAAGACGAGGUGAAAACUGCCAUCAGGGAGUGUCUGGAGCAGGCCGCGCUGGUCAACUACCAGCGACUGUCAGAGUACGCCAAACUAGAAGGGAAAAAGAGAGAGAUGUAUGAGCAUCCUGUCUUCUGCUUGGCGUCUCAAGUGAUGGAUUUAACCAUUCAGAACGUGGGCCGCCUGGUCACGCCCGCCAAAAAACUGGAGGACACCAUCCGCCUGGCAGAGCUGGUGAUCGAGGUCCUGCAGCAGAACGAGGAGCACCACGCCGAGGGAAAAGAGGCCUUCGCUUGGUGGUCAGACCUGAUGGUGGAGCACGCCGAGACCUUCCUCUGUCUGUAUUCAGCCGACAUGGACGCCGCCCUGGAGGUGCAGCCACCUGACAGCUGGGACAGUUUCCCGCUCUUCCAGCUCCUCAAUGACUUCAUGCGGAUAGACUAUAACCUGUGCAAUGGGAAGUUCCACAGACACCUGCAGGACCUGUACGCGCCGCUGGUGGUGCGGUACGUGGACCUGAUGGAGUCGUCCAUCGCUCAGUCCAUCCACAGGGGCUUUGAGCGGGAAACCUGGGAACCUGUCAAUAACGGCUCUGGAACAUCGGAGGACCUCUUCUGGAAGCUGGAUGCUCUGCAGACCUUCAUCAAAGACCUUCACUGGCCUGAAGAGGAGUUCGGCAAACACCUGGAGACUCGGCUCAAGCUGAUGUCCAGCGACAUGAUCGAGUCCUGUGUGAAGCGGACCCGGGCAGCGUUCGAGGCCAAGCUUCAGAGGAGCAGCCGCACCACAGACUUCCGCGUGCCUCAGUCCAUCUGCACCAUGUUCAACGUGAUGGUGGACGCCAAGGCGCAGUCCGCCAAGCUGUGUACUGUGGACCUCGGGCAGGAGUUUGUUAGACAGUGGAGGCAGUACCACUCCCAGAUCGACAAUCUCAUCGAGGAGACGGUCAAGGAGAUGAUAACUCUGCUGGUUGCCAAGUUUGCCGUGAUUCUUGAGAGUGUGUUAUCCAAACUCUCCAGAUAUGAUGAAGGAACGCUCUUCUCCUCCUUCCUGUCUUUUACAGUGAAAGCUGCUUCCAAGUAUGUAGACGUACCUAAGCCGGGGAUGGACGUUGCUGACAGCUACGUGACGUUUGUCCGUCACUCCCAGGACAUGCUGCGGGAGAAAGUCAACGAGGAGGUGUACGUAGAGAGAAUAUUUGAUCAAUGGUACACCAGCACCAUGAACCUGAUAGGAACGUGGCUGACUGACCGGAUGGACCUGCAGCUGCACGUUUACCAGCUCAAGAUACUCAUCAGGAUUGUUAAAAAAAAGUACCGGGACUUCCGCCUGCAGGGUGUGCUGGACUCCACGCUGAACAGUAAGAUGUACGAGACGGUGAGAAACCGCCUCACCCUGGAGGAGGCCACGGCGUCAGUGAGGGAAGGAGGGAUGCAGGGCAUUUCCAUGAGGGACAGCGAUGAAGACGAUAACGUUAACUAGAUCCAACGGCUCCACGAUUGUUUUUCGGGGGGUGGGGGUGAGCUUGAGUACUGCCUGAGAACCGCGCAGCCUUUUCCUGAGCUCAGAUUGUUGUAACUGGUUUCUUCCUGCAUUUGGACUCUGUUGUACCUUCACGUUUCUGUCAGAGGUAGUAGAGACAGUGAAUUUCUUGUGUCUGUAAACCUCAGUCUGUCACCGACGAUGACCAAGCUUUACCUCCAUGACUACUCUCCCCGCUCUGGUUAGGGGGGGGGGGCAUGGGAACGCUGCAUUCAAAUGUGUAGCAUGUCUGAAGCUACAGAGUUCUUCCCCGGACACAAACAGCAGACUCUACUGGUAGCAAUGGUGACGAUGCAGAGGAUGGAAGCAGAGCUGAGCGGGCCGGCAGCUCCUGGACCGUCUGUCCAUGUCCCAGCACGCUGCUGCAAACUAAAACGGGGGAGAAGCACGUUUUCUUUGUCAACCCCUCUGCGCCGCUAAUGACACCAAACACCACCACAGAGCGUCACUCACAACCAACAUCCUGGUCUCUAGAUCUUACAUGCACCCUCCACCCCCCAGAGCAUGGACCCAAAAGUUAGAACAAACCCACAAGAAGGUUUAGAAUUAUCUGGAAAAAAAGCUUUUUUUCUGCCUGAAUGCCUGAAAAUGAUGAAGUUAAAUUUAGUCAUUCUGUGAUUCAAUAUGUUAGUUUAUGGAGCAAAUCUGUUGAGUGUUUCUCAUCAUCUGUAAACUCCAUACAUUUUAAGAGUUUGUUGUUGGAUUCUGUGGUUGAUGUGAUGCUUUAAUGUUGCACAUUAAACAGUGAAAGAAAGUUGCACUGAAGUUAGCUUCUGAUGUGACGGUUAAGGGUGAAGUUGACGGGAAAUGUGUUCAUCAUGUAACAAAUUAUAUAACCUAAAGACUAGUUAACACCUCAAAUGGGUUUGAUAACUGCAGUUUAUGUUUGGCUGGAAUUAUGACACCAAGUCUUUCAUAUAUCGGAAUGGAGCUGUGAAAGAAAAAGCCUGGAGCAAGAUUUAUGAGACAACUUCAACAUUUUGCACCGAUUCUCUUCCAACUGUAGGUGGCGAACAUGCGCUGGUAAACAACAAAUAAAAGAAAAAGCCCUUCCCUGCUUGUCCAGUGUGAACACCAUGGGCUAAAUGCAUCAAAUGCCCGGUGUGAGCGCAGCUUAAGACUGCUGCUUUAGCAAACUAAUCUGAACUGAUGCAAGUCUGUCAGUUUGUUUGAAAGAAUAUUUCUGUCAGCUCUCAAAAAAUAUAAUUAAAAAAUAAAAUAAAGAGUUUUGAGUUCUUGUCUCCCAUUUCCAGCACUGUCAAAACUAUUAAUCUGAAGUAAAGAGAAAAAAAUGAUCAUAAAUGUAAAGAUAGCUUAACACUAGUGUUAUUUAUUAAACAUUCGUAAUACUUUCUGGAAUAAUGUAGGACAAGUUUAAAAUCAAUUAAAUCUUUAUGUAAAUAAGUAAUAAUCAAAUCAGAAAGAUUUUGUUUCUAGACUUUCCUAAAGUAAAGCUGCACUGACGUUAACGUCUUCUUUACGAUGCUCCCACACAUGAGGAUACUACCAUUAAAAAGGUACAAAAGAAUAGCUGGUAGGAGUGAAACUGUCUAUACUUUAGAGAGCACUCCACUUAAAAUGUGACAUGGCAAAAUUGAAUUUCUUUGACUUUUUUUUUUUUUUUUUAAUAGCCCAGGAAAUGUAUUUAUCUGAAGGCCCCACAUUUUAUAAAAGUUCCGACAGAAAACUUAAUUUCACUCAAGAGUCCAAAAUGUUUGCAUGAAACUUUCUUGUCUUUGUGUUGUUAAAUACCAAGCUUGGGUGGAUGUUUAUGUGAAAAUAUGUGAGGAAGUUUUAUAAAUGACCCCCCCCCUCCAACCGCCCGGCCCGCCCAGCAGCAUCUCCAGGUCCUGUUCAGGUAAAUGUUGCUGUUUGCUUGAGCUAAGGCUCCGAUUUCAGCCGGUCCCUCUGGGUUUGUGCGUCACAGACAUGUUUGUGUGCUCUGUACUUCCUGCUCGGAUGUGAUCAUCCACAUUUGAUGGGACCCCCCCCCGCACACACACCCAAGAGCCUGUAGUUUCCUUUUGUCAGCCCUUUUCUAUGCUGCAGCUGUGCACGUGCUGCAUGUACCUGCUGUUCACUCCGUGUUUUUGCUCCGUGUGUGAAGCCACUGUCGGGUCAUCCGGGAAAAACCUGCAUCUCCAAGAAUAUUCCAAUAAAAGGUGAAUGGUG